AUGACAGACAAAAGCAAGAACGAUUUAACAAGCAAAGCAAAGGAUAAAGUCAGAGGUAAUCCCGAGAAGCCACCAUACUGGUUUGAAAUCAUUGUCUCUGAUCCGCAGAAAAGAACAGGCGACCCAGGCUCCUCAUCUGGCUACGUAAGUUAUCAAAUAUCAACAAAGACUAACAAUACGGCAUUUUAUGAUAACCGUGGCAAUUUAGAGUCUAUUAUAGUUGUACAUAGAAGAUACAGUGAUUUAUUGCUCUUGCAUGAUAUUCUACUCAACGAAUUCCCUGCCUGCAUCAUCCCACCAUUACCUGAUAAGAAAGUUUUCCAAUACAUAGCAGGCGAUAGAUUUAGCCAGAGAUUUACACAAAAAAGAUGUCACAGUUUGCAAAAUUUCCUAAGGAGGGUUUCUUUACAUCCCGAUCUUUCUCAAUCAAAAGUUUUCAGAACUUUUUUGGUGAGCAAAGAUUGGGAAUCUCAUCGCAAAGUUCUCCAGGAGAGUUUACAGCCAAAUAAAGAUGAAGUUACUGAUGCCUUUAUGAAUGCUUUCAAAACGGUUCAUAAGCAAAACGAAGAAUUCACUGAAAUAAAGGAAAAAAGCGAUAAACUAGAUCGAACUGUGACAAAGAUAGACAAACUAUUUCAUAAAGUUGUGAAGAAGAACGAUUCGAUGUCCGAGGACUAUACAAAGUUAGGCACCAAUUUACAAGAAUUACAAGAACUGGUUACAGGUGAAAACGAGGAACUUGCUGCGAAGUUGAAAAUCUUUAAUGAAGGAGUAACACAGCUGUCCUACGGCUUACAAGAUCUUACGAAGUAUUUGGAUUACGAAUAUAUUGUUGACUUGAAGGAUCUUGAACACUACAUUGAUAGUAUGCGACAGCUGAUCAAAUUGAAGGACCAGAAACAAAUAGACUACGAAGAGCUGAGUGAUUAUUUGACCAGGUCAAUCAAAGAAAAAAAUAACUUGAUUUCUGGGUACGGAGGUAGUAAUUUUUUUGCUAAUAAACUAGAAGAGUUAGCGGGAAUAAAUCAAGAGGCUUCACGCAGAGAAAAAAUCAACAAAUUAGAAGGCAAGAUAACGUCACUAACAGGUGAACUAGAAAAUGCCAAAAAGGUAGCGGACGGAUUCGAACAAGAAUGCUUGAAGGAAAUAGACCAUUUCGAAAGUGUUAAAACAUCUGAAAUCAAGCAAUCUCUAGGUUCAUUAGCGGACCAUCACAUCGAAUUCUACGAACGGAUACUGGAAGCAUGGGAAAAAGUCGAUGAUAGUCUAUAA
Molecule: messenger RNA, 1272 nt
Organism: Saccharomyces paradoxus
Lineage: Eukaryota; Fungi; Ascomycota; Saccharomycetes; Saccharomycetales; Saccharomycetaceae
Gene: SNX4
Product: Snx4p
Exons: 1
Coding region: 1-1272 (423 amino acids)
Biological process (GO): cytoplasm to vacuole targeting by the Cvt pathway; autophagy
Cellular component (GO): phagophore assembly site
Molecular function (GO): phosphatidylinositol binding
Source: RefSeq, a predicted model, not a curated record